UUGCGCAUGAAAAGUCAAACCGCACCUCGUCAGAAAACCGUAGUGAACAGUAAACACUGUGUUGCUCCGCCGUUUGUGUGACAACAAUGGAUACGAGCUAACCGUGCGGGGGUAAUGCGCAGAUAAUUUCCACAGAGGCGCGGGCAGGUUGUCAAAAUACAUCACAGAGAGUCAUCGCACGCACCGGGACUGACCUUUCAAUUCCUGCUUCGCGACUAAAGGGCACCAGACAGCUAUGGGUGGGUUGGGAAACGUGCGUCGUGCAGGAAGAUCCCCCCCUUUAAUGAUCGGGGCUCUGAUCGCCUGCAUACUGGUUCUGGGCUUUAACUACUGGGUGUGCAGCUCCCGCAACCUUGAGCUACAGACUAAGCUGUAUGAGAUGGAGGGCCAAGUGAGACGUGGAGCAGCUGAGCGAGGAGUAUCAGAGAUUAAGAAAAAUGAGUUCCAGGAGGAGAUCCAGAGACAGAAAGAGCAGAUCAGCCACCAAGAAAGUCUGUUCAAGAGACAGAUGGAAGCAUUAGAGAUGUCCUGCAACCAAGAGAAGGACAAACUGCAGGAGAACAUGUCCUCUUCUGCCAAAAUAACACAGGAACUCAGAGGUCGGGUGAAUCAGCUGAAUGAAGAAGUGGGGAAGCUUCAAAAGGAGCUACAGAGUUGCCAAGGCAACAUCAACACCCUUAACAGCAAACUCACUUAUGACAUGACCCAGUGUCACUCUCAGGUCCUGUCCCAGAAGGAGUUGUGUGAUGAGAGAGUAGCAGCUGCUAAACUUGAAGUUCAGAAGAAAAUGGAGAAGCUCAUCAACUCUCCCUCAGUCGUCUCCUCGCAGCAGGAAAAAACAAUGGAUCGAACUGGAAAAGCGGACAGACCCGUUUUGUCAGUGGCUGACCCGGAGAAGACAUCAACUGUUGUGAGCCACACUCCAAGUGUCUCUCGGCUAAAAGAAAAUGAACCAACUGAACUACUGACUAAUGAGAUUAUUGUCGACCAAGGUUCUGAUGAGCCUGUGCCCUCAGUGAACGAGGUCUCAAAAGAAGAGCUUCAGUCUGUUCCCUCUGCUGCUGCAGGCAAGCAGGAUAUUUUACCACCACUAGAGGGAGCUGUAAAAACAAACGAGGCAGGGACAGAGACCAGUAAACUGAUGAAGAAUAAUCUGACUGAGGACGAAGACAUGGAGUUGAUGGAUGUUCAUGAAGAGGGCACUCAGACAGAAGACCCUGGAAUGGAGGGCAUGCUGAUUGGCCAGGGAAAGGUCGAUGAGAUGCCUGAUGGUCAGAAAUUGGAGCCAGAAGAGUAUGACGCAGACAAACACAUUGUGGGUGGAGCUGAUUCGAAGAACCAACAGCAGAUUAGACGCUCAGAAAAUAUUGACAAGGACAUGGAGGAAGAGCUGGCUGACUAUAACGGCGAUGAUGAGAACGAAGGGGAAUUUGAAGCAGACAAACAAGCGGAACUUGCUCAACACUGAGAGCUGGUGUUGAAGAAGGAUCCCGGACAUGACAUCAGGAAAUAAGACAGGUUUUACACGUCAGCGCAAUCACAGCAUACAGUUUAAUGCCGCCCUUGAAACACAGUUAACAUAGAGCAAAUCCCAAUGUAAAAUUCUACAUGAAAAACUUGACGUUCGUUAUUUUUUAUCAGGAUUUUCUUCUUGAUUUGUCUUAUGUAUUACCUUGAUCAGAAUAUUACAUGCUGUCCGCUAAAUUCCCAGGCGGGAUCAUUAAUUCGUCUCUUACUGGAGGACGAGUAUUGCAACUUCAUAUCUAGUUUGCAAUCAAUGACAGUAUAAUGAUGACACUUCACUGUUGUGAUUUUGGAGUGGAGUCUUGGUAUCAAAGUUACGCCCAUACCCUUCCAUAACCAAUCCUGAGUUAAGCACAGCUGUCAGUCACAGCAUCUCAUACUUUUUUUUUCAUAGCAUUAAAUAGUUAAAUCCAAUCUUUGCAGCCCUGGAACAUCUAUCAGAUGAUCAGUGAUGGCAACUUUGCUCGGCAAAAAAUUGGUCAAUUUAAGUUUCGAUCUAAGUCCAAUGCACUAACGUGGAUGAGGUGGAGUUUAUGAUUAUCAAAUCAUGCUAUGAUGCAGACUGUGCUCACAUUAAUUCCCUGAGCUGUAGGUGUCAUAAAAACGCUUGGUGAUUCUAAGUAUUUUUAAGAAUUGGUAAGUUUUGAUUUCCGGAUUAGUGUUUCCGGUGUGUUGUGUUAUGUUCACUCUUUUAUGACUGUAACUUGAAGAUGAUGUUAAAGACCCUUAUAGGGUUACUAGGUGUCAAAUACUGAAGUCAUUUUAAAUGAUCAGAGUGAUCCCAUUGACAGAACUCCUCCUUCACGGGGCGUCGUCUCUCCCUGAGGUACAACAGCAUCUUUAACAAUGCCUUAAGCUACUCUUGUACAGUCUCUCAUAGGAAAGAUGCUGACCUCAGAUCAAUAGUCAGAGCAUUUCAUUUAAAAAAAGCUAGGAUAUGCAUGUAAAAAGCAGCAAAUAAAGGAAACUUUGGGGUCAUCUUGUUGUCCGAUGUUAUUUACAGAUGGAAAAACAAGAACAGCUUAUUUUCUAAUUCCCAUAAAGCUUCAGACAUUGUGGACUGGUUUAAUAGACAGGGCACAGAACAAAUGAGCAAAUUCCCUGUAUGGUUUUAUAUGCUCUUGUGUUUUCAACGUACUAUGUUAUGUUUUCUGUACAUUUUGAUCAAUGAGCAAUCACCUCUAAACUUGGCUAAUCUAUUGCCUUGGCAUCUUGGCUUUUAUUCUCAGAUCACGCACAGUGACAAGGUUGAAUGUUUCUACAUAAGACAGAAAAACACAGUAAUAAAUUAUAAUUUAAGGAAUAGUUUGGAAAAUCUGGACAAUAGUUUAUAUUAGAUCGACAAUCUUACUUUAUUAUGACGCAUGCCUUAUUAAAUCCGUGUGCACCAGUUUUCCUCUGUGAUCAGUUGCUUCUGUGCACCUGCUCAGAGGUUUGUCAGUUCUACUUUGUGGAUACUGUUUCGUCUGUCGAUUGGUCUGUUGAUUUGUCUGUGCUUUGUUGAGAACAUGAACAGCCAUUUGUGAGAAUUGCUGUAAUAUUAUGAAGGACAUUUCCCUGAAGUAGGACCAGUGUGUUGUGCGUUCAUGCUCCUGGAGUCCAGUACAUGUGAACUGUGUAGUAGCUGUGCUAAAAUAUAUUCAUCUGCUUCAAACUGUACUAGGCUGGGAAUUGUGUGUGUGUGUUUGAGCGCAAACACAAACUUGUAUUAAGAAAUCAUAAACAACAAAGUUGGAUAUUCUAUUGCCUUGUAUUUUAUCAUAUACGGGUUAGAAUAUUUAUUUUUGUUUCCUGCUUUAUUCAGAGGUGGUGGCCUCCACACUGUUCAUCAUUUCGGAAAUCGUCAUCAUUUCCAUAACACACUUACUUAUCAACAGUGUUUAACAUAGUGGAAAGUUAUCUUCCUGGAUUUCUGUUAUCAGGAGUCUGUCUUUGAUUAAACGGUUCUUGGAACACAGAGGGUUAGUUUUACUGUUGGUACAGAUCAGCUGCAGUGCACCUGACUUGGUCCAGGUGGGAUGGAUCGAACUAAAAGUUUUAACAUUUGAAGGAUUUUAUCAAAAACCCUUCUGAUGUCAAAAUGCAGUCGUACAAAGCCUAGUUUGGAUACAGUUUAAGUUGAAGCUCAAUCCGCUUUAAUGAAAAUGCAUGAACAGGAUAUACAGUUUAUGAAACAUUUAAAUGCUGGAGAACUCUCAUUUUCUGUCAAGAUGUUAUAGUACAUUCUUUUAUCUGAAUUUACUCAUGGCUUCAUGAACGGCUUGACUACCUGUGAAGAGUGUUUCUGGUUGAGUUGUUUCCCAAACAACCAAAAACAGUGGUUUAUAAUUCGAAACUUUUUCCAGAGAGUGUCCUCUCAAAUGUAAAUGACAGGUAGAAUCAAUGUUAUUAACUUAACGUUUGUUAUGUUUUUUUUAUUGAUUUUUAAAUUUGGGCUUGCUCGUCACAGUAACAAUAUAUAGAAAAAGGAAAGCUAAAGAAAGAUAAAUUAUUUAAUCAGGAGAAGGAGAAGUUCCCUCAUACAGACAGGAGGCUACAGGGAAACCCUUUGUCAAUAAAGAUACACUUCACUCCUUUUGUCUGAAUCUUUCCCCACUUUGGUUGAUUCUGGAGACGUGUGACAUGUUUAAUUCUAUAAUUGUGUUUUCAGAGUUAGUUAUUCAUUGUCUUGACUGCUUUGGCUUCUCAAUUGUAUGGAAACUUAAAUUUUCUGAACUACAUAUCUCUGCACCUGGAGAGAGAAAAUGUUUUAUUAUUUUUAUACAUUGGAUACACUUUUUUUGUUGUUCGUUUGAAUUUGUGUAAAUGUUAAUUUUAUUCUGUACUGCUGAACAAAUUUGUGAAAGAUCUAAAUAAUCAUAGGCUUUAUUGGUGAUAGAGAAUAAAGAUUGUUUUUAUUACCACUA
Molecule: messenger RNA, 4430 nt
Organism: Pleuronectes platessa (European plaice)
Lineage: Eukaryota; Metazoa; Chordata; Actinopteri; Pleuronectiformes; Pleuronectidae
Gene: golm1
Product: golgi membrane protein 1
Exons: 11
Coding region: 236-1468 (410 amino acids)
Cellular component (GO): Golgi apparatus
Source: RefSeq, a predicted model, not a curated record